GCCAACGCUGGGCUGAAGCUGGAGACCCGGCAGCAGCCUGCAAGCGAGCGAGCGAUCGGCGGGCGGCGGAGUGGGCGACUGCGGCCUACAGCUCGCCGCUGCGUCGGGGUCUCGCAGCUCAGACGCCGCUGAGGGCCUGCGCUGUAGCUCCUUCCAGGCCAGGUUCCGAAGACGGCGCCUCCCCGAGCGCAGGAACCAGGUCGAUUGCGUCUAGUGGUCCCAGGGCUCCGGAAAGUUUCGAUGAGCCUAUCCCAACACUUAGAAAUGGGGUUCUGCAACCUGGGAGUCCAGGAGAGUCGCCUUUAGGGCUCCUGGUCGCCGGCUUCUGCGUUUUCUUCCUCUCCAACGUUUUGGAUCCCCUUCCAGUUUCACAUUCACUACCACCCGAGGUGCCAUGGCCCCCAAGCCUUGGAGUGAGUGGAGCACGACCCUGUCCCACCUGGCACUGGGAGUGGUGUCUCUGCAUGCAGCCGUGCGCACUGCCCAGGCAAGUCGAGGGGCCGCUGCUGGCUUCCUGCUCCAGGCCAUGGCCUCUGCCACCAUGCUGGCCCCAGGGCUGGGCACAGAUGAAGACUGUCUUGCUGGAGCCUGGGUGGCCACUGUCAUUGGCCUGCCCCUUCUGGCCUUCGAUUUCCACUGGGUGAAUGGGGACCGCUCCUCUGCCAACCUGCUCCUGGGAGGAGGGAUGGUGCUAGCAGUGGCUGGUGACCACCUUGGUGCUGAGGGCCGCUCUGUGGCUAGUCAGGCAGUGGUGCUGGUGGUUGCAGUAACCAUCCUCAUUGUGGCCGUUUUCACAGCCAACACUUACGGAAUGUGGGGGGGUGCAAUGUUGGGUGCUGCAGGCCUCCUGAGCCGGCUAGAGGAAGAGAGACUGCUGCUGCUACCAAAGGAGGACGUCUGUCGCUGGGCCCUGGCUGCAGGCAGUUGGGCCUACCACCAAGCCCUGCACACACAGCGCCUGCAGUGGGAGUGAUGUUUGGAGACAGCAAGGUGGGGCUUCUGCCCUGGCUACACGUCCCACUCCCACAGGCCUGCUCCUGUGGGCCUCUUCCCCUAGGAUGGACUCCCUUGCCUCCCAAAGAGAGCUUGCUGCAGGGUGAUGGAUGCCUUGGUCAGGAUGCUCAGGUCCCUGAGUCUGGGCACUGUCCCUCUGGCUGAGUGUGGGCACUCGCCUAGACCAGAAUGAAGGAGAUGGGGCCCCAGGCACAUGUUGGGGCCUGAUGCUGGUCGGGCUGUGGUUUUGGGUCCAGAGAGAGGCUUGGUCUCCAAUAAACCUUAGGGAU
Molecule: messenger RNA, 1283 nt
Organism: Neomonachus schauinslandi (Hawaiian monk seal)
Lineage: Eukaryota; Metazoa; Chordata; Mammalia; Carnivora; Phocidae
Product: cysteine and histidine-rich protein 1-like
Exons: 3
Coding region: 395-973 (192 amino acids)
Source: RefSeq, a predicted model, not a curated record